GCCCGAGGCCCGCCCGGGAAUUAGUAGUUGUGGAGAGGCUGGAGUUGGCAUUGAGAGCGGCCAGUGCGUGGAAUUUAUUGCCUCAGAAGGCUGUGCAGGCCGCCAUUUGACAUAUUUAAAACAAGGGUGGAAAGAUUCUUAAAUAGUAAAGGUGUCAAAGGUUACGGAGUGGAGGUCUCUGGAUUUUUUUCUAACUGAAAAGGAGAAGUUGCUGACGUCAGCUGGAAUGAGAUUGUAACACAAGAAUAACUCCUGAGAGAACAUUAGCCUCCAAGGAGCUGAGAGGAGGCUUGCUCCAUUUUUUGGCAAUGUUUGCUCAAGGUGAUAAGGAGAUCAGGAAAGAGGCCAUGGUGAUAGCUGCUGAACUAUCCCAAGAGGAAAGUGCUAUCAUUAUGUUUCUGUGCACAGAUUUUGUUAAAGGCUACUCGGUGACUGGGGAAGUGAAAGAACUGUUUGAAAUUCUGAGCAAGCGGAAUCUGCUGAGGCUUGAUCUUCUGAGUGAACUGCUUUAUCAGAUAAGGAGGCUUGAUAUCCUGAAGAAAAUGAAGGUAGACCUAAUGCGUUUGGAGAAUAAUUUGAGAGCCGGUGAAGGAUACGUGUCUCCGUACAGACAACUGCUGGUGAACAUCAGUGAGGACCUCUCGCAAGAAGAUUUGAGAUCCGUCUUAUUUUUAUUGAGUUGUCAAAUUCCAAAAGGCCGCCUGGAAACAGUGAAGACUUUCUUAGAUUUGGUUGUUGAACUGGAGAAAUGUGGCAAAAUUGAUGAGAAUAAUUUGGCUGUGGUGGAAGAAUGCCUGACCAAUAUUCGGAGAAUCGAUCUGAAAAGGAAGAUCUCAAAACACAAGCAGAUGCGUGAAUGUAUAAGAAGGUCAGAUGCCUAUCAGAACGUCAUUCCUGUUUCUGUUCCCCAGCAGGAGUGUGGUCACAUUGAACAACCUUGGUUGAGCACUGUGCGGCCUGUGAUUACAACCCGGUUAUUGAGACAGUGUGCUCCCUCCAAUUGCCCAAGGUUAACAAUAGCCUUACCUGAGGAGCCUAAUGUGACAGAACUGAGCAGUCCAGUGCCUGAGUCAGCUCAGGCCACUGUUCCAAGAACAAGCUAUGUGGUACAGCAGGUAGCAGUAGGCACACAUGAGAACAGACUGGAAGCUUACAAGAUGCAGAGUAACCCAUUUGGCCUUUGUUUAAUCAUUGACUGUAUUGGAACUGAUGCAGAUCUGUUAAAGGAGACAUUUGAGGCACUAAAUUUCAAUGUCCUCCUCCAUCUCUACGUUGAACUGAACAAGAUUGAAAAGAUUUUGAAGGAAACAUCGGAGCGGGAUGACCUGGGUGCCCUUGACUGCUUUGUUUGCUGCAUUAUCAGCCGUGGCACGCAGGAUUGCAUUCUUGCAGUUGAUGGGAAUGAGCCUGGACUUCCCUUUAAGCAAAUCCAGCACUAUUUCAAAGGGCAGCAGUGCCGCUCCCUCGUGGGCAAACCUAGGCUCUUCUUUGUUCAGGAUUUCCUCAGAACUGCAGCUAAUGGCGAAUUGGAGCUGCCCAGUGCCCAGAGUAAUGGAGACCUAAUUCAAGUUGAUGGCAAUCACUGCGAGGAAUUAGUCCCUCAGGAAGCAGAUGUCCUGUGGUGUUGCUGCCAGGUUUCUCAGAGCCUGCUUCACCAAGCACCACAACAGCCAUCCUCCUUCAUGCGCACUCUGUCAGAGUAUCUGCGGAAAUAUCAACACAAGUCGGAUUUGAUUUCAAUACUUACCGAGGUGAAUAGGAAGACGAUGUUAAGAAAUGAGCAACUGAACCAACUGCAGGCCACGCCUCUCAUCCUGCAGCACACUCUGAGGAAGCAGCUCAUCUUUCCCUGACUGCCAUCGUAAACCUACAUACACUCUGUAGUCUGCAUUAGGAAAUAUAUUCAGGACCAGUGAUGAAAAUCUAUUAACAGUCCAUUAGCUGAACAACCUUUCCAACUUGUCUUAAAGCUGUGAUACCUGGGUACUUGGAGCAAGAGGGGUGAGGCACGUCCUCAUGUCCAAGAGAGAUACUUGUGUCAUUGUGGGCUCUCGACCAAAUGAGGGUGAUCUCAGCCAGUGAGGAAUGCAAGAGACUGGAGGGGUAUCAAAGCCAGCAGGAAGAUCCUGAUUGCUAAGAGAGGGGUCUAGGUGGAGGAAGUGGGCUUGGGCUCAGAGGCUUGGCACAGUACAGCAUUGGAUAGAGCUCAACAUGUGGGCUGGUAGGUUGAUAGCCCAGACUGAAUUGCUCCUGGUGUGUAGGUGACUGGUAGAAUGUGGCAGGGAAUGGAUGUGGAUGUGGGUAGUUGAGGUGACAGGGAAAGAUGAUGUGGGUAUGUGAAUGUAAUGUGAGCCACUGUAAACUCAGUGGGCCAUACGGGUGCCUCCUAUGUCAUAACUUAGGAAGGAAAUCAGGAGGGCUAAAAAAAGGCGGGAGGUUAUUUUAGCAGACAAGGCGAAGGGGUUCUACACAUAUGUUGAGAAUAAAAGGAUUGCAAGGGUCAAAAUUGGUCCUCUGGAAGAUUGGAACGAUAAUCUCUAUGUGAAGCCAAAUGAGAUGGGGGGAGUUCUUAAAUGGAUUUUUUUGCAUCAGUACUUACUUGGGAGAUGGACACAGAGUCUAUGGAAGUGAGGCAAAUCAACGGUGAGAUUAUGGACCCUGUACAGAUUACAGAGGAGGUGGUGUUUGCUGUUUUUAAAAAAAAAAAAAAUUAUUGAAUUUUCAAAUAGGUUACAAAAUAGAAGGAAAAAAAAUAUCAACCCUAACAUAUCCCUAUAUAUAAGAAAAAAGAAAGAAAGAAAGAGUGCCUGGAUAUCAGAAGAUCCCCACUUGUUCCAUGGAGUUCAAAUUAGCUGUGUGUGUGUAUGUAUGUAUGUAUAUGUAUAUGUGUGUGUGUGUAUAUAUAUAUUUCUUUCCCCAGAUGACCAAUAAUUUUAUCUUUGGAGCACCUAUAUAUUUAAUCCUAUCUUUUGUAAAUAAGGGCACCAAAUUUUCAGAAAUAUAUCAUAUUUAUUUCUUAAAUUAUAAGUAAUUUUUUCAAGUGGAAUGCAGCUGAAAAUUUCAUUCUUCCAACGAUCUAUACUUAAGUAUAAAUCUGAUUUCCAAGUAACUGCAAUAGCCUUUUUGGCUACUGCCAAUGCACUUUUUAUGAACUCUUUCUGAUAUUUGUUCAGUUUGGGUUUCGGUUUUAUCCCUUCAAUAUCACCUAGUAAGAAUAAUAUUGGAUUAUGUGGAAGCUAUGUUCCAAUAAUUUGUUCCAAUAAAACUCUUAAAUUUGUCCAAAAAGGUUGAAUUUUAAAACAAGACCAAGUAGAGUGUAAAAAAAGUACCAAUUUCUUGAUUACAUCGAAAACAUUGAUCAGAUAAAUUUGAGUUUAAUCUAUUUAUUUUUUAUGGUGUAAUAUAUAAUAAAUGUAAAAAGUUAUAUUGUAGGGAUCUUAGUCAAACAUUUAUUGUAUUUGUCAUACUGUCAAGACAUAAUCUUGACUGACUUGUUUCAUCAAUUUUAAUAUUCAAAUCAGUUUCCCAUUUUUGUCUUGACUUAUGAAUUUCUUGUUUAAUUACCUGUUUUUGAAUCAAAUUAUACAUACCAGAAAUAAUUCUUUUAAUUUUUCCUUUAUGAAUUAAAGUUUCUAUUUCAUUAGGUUUUGGCAAUAACAUUGUUUGACCCAGUUUAACUCUUAAAUAAGCCCUUAAUUGGAAGUAACAGAAAAGAGUGUUAUUUGAUAUUUUAUAUUUAUUCAUUAAUUGGUCAAAUGACAUUCAUAUACCUCCUUCAAAACAGCCCCCUAUAUAUCUAAUCCCUUUGUGAAACCAAUUAUAUAAAAGUUGAUUAUCCAUUGUAAAAGGAAUAAGUUUAUUUUGAGUUAAAGGUCUCUUUGCUAAUAAAGAUUUAUCUCAUCAUCAACAUUUAUCUUAUUCCAUAAAUCAAUCAAAUGUUUUAGUAUAGGAGAUUCUUUUCCUGUAUCCAUUUAGAUUCCCAAUUAUAUAUAAAAUCUUCUGGUAUAUUUUCUCCUAUUUUAUCUAAUUCUAUUCUAAUCCAUGCCGGUUUAUCUUCAUCAAAAAAAGAUGCAAUAAAUCUAAGUUGAUUUGCUUUGUAAUAAUUCUUAAAAUUUGGUAAUUGUAAUCCUCCUAGGUCAAAUUUCCAUGUCAAUUUUUCCAACUAUAUUCUUGACAUCUUACCUUUCCAAAGGAAUUUCCUCACACAUUUAUUUAACACUUGAAAAAACUUCUGCGGUAAUUGUAUUGGUAAUGUUUGGAAUAAAUAUUGUAAUGUAGGGAAUAUAUUCAUUUUUACAGCAUUGACUCUACCUAUUAAUGUUAUUGGUAACAUCAUGCAUUUAUCAAGAUCCUCUUGAAUUUUUUUCAUUAUUGGCAAAUAAUUUAGUUUAUCUAAAUUCUUUAUAUCAUUAUCCACUCUUAUACCUAAAUACUUUAUACCAUUUAUCAGCCAUCUAAAUUGAGUUAUUAAUUGACAUUGAUUAUAAUCUCCUUUAGUAAGGGGUAGAAUUUCACUUUUAUCCCAAUUUAUUUUGUACCCUGAUAUUUUCCCAUAUUCUUCCAAUCUAGAAGAUAAUUUACGCAAUGAAUGCAAUGGGUUAGUUAGAUAAAUCAGAACAUCAUCAGCAAAUAAGUUAAUCUUAUAUUCCAAAUAAAAAACACGAAAUGCUGGCAGAACUCAGCAGGCCAGACAGCAUCUAUGGGAGGAGGUAAUAACGAUGUUUCGGGCCAAAACCCUUCAUCAGGAGUGAAGUAACAUUGGAUGGUCGAGGGGGGAUAAGAAGUGGGGGGAGGGAUAAAUAAGAGAGCUGGGAAAUGGGCUAGGGGGAAGGUGGAGAAUUAUGGGAAAUAAAAGAUAAAGAAAGGUAGGGCAGGGGGGAGAGAUUAUAGUGAGGGGGGAAAAGAGGGAGAGAACCAGACUGAAAUAAUAGAUGGGGAUAGGGGUAUCAAUGGAGGUCAGUGAGUUGGAUGUUCAUGCUGGCAGGAAGGAGGCUACAUAGGCAGGAGAUAAGGUAUUGCUCCAUCGACCUGCGUGUGGCCUCAUCUUGAUGGUAGAGGAGGCCAUGGACAGACAUGUCGGAGUGAGAGCAGUCUGUGGAAUUGAAGUGUGUGGUCACAGGGAGAUUCAGCCACUGCUGGAGGACCGAGCACCGGUGUUCGGCGAAAUGGUCUCCAGUCUGCGGCGGGUCUCCCCAAUGUAUAAAUGGCCACAUUGGGAGCACCAGAUACAGUAUAUCACCCCAGCUGACUCGCAGGUGAAGUGGUGCCUCAACUGAAAGGACUGUCUGGGGCCUGGGAUGGUGGUGAGGGAAGAAGUGUGGGGGCAGGUGUAGCACUUCUUCCAUUAGCAGGGAUGAGUGCCCGGAGGGAGGUCCAUGGGGAGGGAUGGGGGGAAUGAAUGGACAAGGGAGUCGAGUCGGGAGCAAUCCCUGAGGAAAGCCGGGAGUGGGGGGGGAGGGGAAGAUGUGGUUGCUGGUGGGAUCACGUAGGAGGUGGCGGAAGUUACAGAGGAUUAUGCAUUGGAUCUGUAGGCUGGUAGGGUGAUAGGUGAGGACCAGGGGGACUCUAUCCCUGGUGGGCUGGCAGGGAGAUGGGGUGAGGGCAGAGAUGUGUGAAAUACAGGAGACAUGAUGGAGGGCAGAAUUGAUAAUGGAUGAAGGGAAGCCCCUUUAAAAAAGGAAGACCUCUCCUUUGUCCUAGAAUGAAAGGCCUCAUCCUGAGAGCAGAUGCGCAGAGGUGGAGGAAUUGACAGAAAGGGAUAGCAUUUUUGCAGGAGACAGGGUGGGAGGAGGAAUAGUCUAGGUAGCUGUGGGAGUUAAUAGGUUUGUAGUAGACGUCGGUGGAUAGGCUGUCUCCAGAGAUAGAAACAGAAAGAUCUAGAAAGGGGAGGGAGGUGUCGGAAAUAGACCAGGUGAAUUUGAGGGCGGGGUGAAAGUUGGAGGCGAAGUUAAUGAAGUCGACGAGCUCAGCAUGUGUGCAGCAAGCAGCACCGAUGCAGUCGUCGAUAUAACGCAAGAGGAGGACAGAUACCGGUGUAGGCUUGGAACAUAGAUUGCUCCACAUGGCCGAUAAAAAGGCAGGCAUAGCUAGGACCCAUGCAGGUGCCCAUGGCUACACCUUAGUUUGGAGGGAAGUGGGAGGAGCCAAAGGAGAAAUUGUUAAGGGUGAGGACUAAUUCCGUGAGGCGGAGAAGAGUGGGGGUAGAAGGUGACUGGCUGGGUCUGGAAUCCAGGAAGAAACUGAGAGCUUGGAGACUUUUCUGGUGGGGGAUAGAGGUAUAUAGGGACUGGACGUCCAUGGUGAAAAUGAGGCGGUGGGGGCCAGGAAAUCUUUGAAGAGACGUAAAGCAUAGGAAGUAUCACGGACAUAGGUGGGAAGGGAUUCAAUAAGGGGAGAUAAAACAGAGUCAAGAUGGGCAGAAAUGAGUUCAGUGGGACAGGAGCAAGCAGAGACAAUGGGUCUGCCUGGACAGGCUUAUAUUCCUCUUGAUUAACUCUGAAACCCAAAAUAUCUGAGUCAGUUCUAAUCAAUUCAGCUAAUGGUUCUAUUGCCAACACAAAUAAAGCAGGUGAUAAUGGACAACCUUGUCUAGUUGACCUUGUUAACUGAAAUGAUGUUGAGAUUUGGCCAUUUAUCACCACUUUAGCUUUGGGGUUAGUAUUUAAGAUUUUAAUACAUUUCCAAUACCUUAAAUAAAAAAUCCCAUUCCAAUCUAUCAAAUGCUUUUUCUGCAUUCAAAGCAACUGCCACACUCAUUUCUUCCCUCUUUUGUGCCAAAUGAAUUAUGCGAAGUAACCGAGUUCCAUUAUCUGCAGAUUGUCUAUUUUUAAUAAAUCCUGUUUGGUCCAUGUGUGUUAAUUUUGGUAAAUAUUUAGAUAAUCUAUUAGAUAAAAUCUUUGCUAUUAUUUUAUAGUCCGUGUUCAACAAAGAAAUAGGUCUAUAUGAUCAAACACGAGGGAAUCUGCAGAUGUGGAAAUUCAAACAAGACACAUAAAAUGCUGGUGGAACACAGCAGGCCAGGCA
This is a messenger RNA of Hypanus sabinus (Atlantic stingray), 7023 nucleotides long. RefSeq names its product caspase-8-like. The transcript is spliced from 10 exons. Gene Ontology annotation, biological process: negative regulation of extrinsic apoptotic signaling pathway via death domain receptors; proteolysis. NCBI's taxonomy places the organism in Eukaryota, Metazoa, Chordata, Chondrichthyes, Myliobatiformes, Dasyatidae. The record is from RefSeq and is a predicted model, not a curated record. Bases 309 to 1853 code for a protein of 514 amino acids. Gene Ontology annotation, molecular function: protein binding; cysteine-type endopeptidase activity.